AUGGCUCGAAUUCGAACCUUACUCCUGCUUCUGGCGACUGCUGUGCCUUCUUUUGGCCAAUACACGUCUCACCAGCGUUCAUCAGAACUACUCUCAACUAAUCACUCGGCAACGCCCUUCACCGAAGAAGUUGAUACUUUUGUCGAUUCACUCCUAGCCAAAUUUCAGGUCCCUGGCUGCUCAGUUGCCGUCAUCGAUGGAGAAGAGACCUUUACAAAGGGUUUUGGCUUUGCUACGCUUCCCGAUGUGAAAGCAACUCCCGAAACUCUAUGGCGGGGUGCAUCAACCACAAAGGCCUUUGUAGGCGCUACUCUGGCACAUUUCAUCCAGAAUAAGACCUACCCAGACCUACUCACUGAUGGCUGGGCUACGCCUAUCUCGUCCAUCAUCCCAGACGACUUUGUCCUGUCUGAUGACUGGGCCACCAAGCAUAUCACCCUUGACGAUGCCAUCUGCCACCGUACUGGCCUACCCCGUCACGACUAUACCUGGCAGUAUACGACCAACGGCACUCGAACGACCGACCGCGACGUGGUGAGGAACCUACGCAACCUAGGCUUCACGGCCGAGCCGAGAACAGUCCACCAGUACAGCAACCUUAUCUACAUCGCGCUCUCGCAUGUCAUUGAGACACUUACUAAGGAACCCUUCAAGAUUACUCUUAAGAAUCUUAUCUGGGGACCUCUCAAUAUGACCUCGACGUUCUUAGAUAUCGACGAAGCGAAAGCCUCAAACAAUCAGCUUGCCACAGGCUAUUAUUGGAAUAAUGCUACACAGAGCCAUGGCGCCAUCACGCACGAUUAUCUGCUACAGUCGGGCGCUGCUGGAAUAAUCACCAGCGUUGUCGACCAUGCUAAGUGGGUGCGUAGCCUACUGUACCGGAGCGGCCCCUUGUCAGACGCCACACACGACGAUAUUCAGCGGCCGCGCAUCAUCGACGAUUUCUAUCCAGCCGCUAAUAUGAGCAUCGGUAUGUAUGGACUCGGCUGGGAGCGCAUCACCUUUCACAACGAGACCGUACUUCGACAUAUUGGUCAAACUCUAUCUUCUGGAUGCCUGAUUUGGUGGCUUCCCGAGCGCAAAUUUGGCAUCAUCGUCAUGGCCAACGUCUAUAAGCAGGCCGACCACGUCAACGAGGCCCUAGCGCGCCGCCUAGUGGAGGACAAACUCAGCGUUCCCGAAGAUAAGCGGUUCGACAUGGCGACAUUACGCAGAAAACUUCUAGACAAGCAGGAUCGCCUAUUCCCUGGCGCCGUGGACGAAAUGUACCCAAGCAAGCCGGAUCGAAGCAUCCCCCCCUCUGUGUGCAUCCAGGAUCUCGCGGGAGAGUACCAUAACGCAGGAUACGGUAGCCUGGUAUUUAAGCCCACGAAUGAGACGAAUAGCACCGUCUUGCUGGCGGAGCGCCCCGACACAGUCUAUCAGUAUAAUGUCCGUCUACAGCACGUCUCUGGUGACGACUGGCUCGCCUUCUACCUAUCACGCCUCGGUUCGCGUCUGCCAAGGGAGUACUUUCGCUCACAGUUCAAGUUCAACGGCACCGCAGCUGCGCUGGACAUUCAUAUGGGGGAUAACUCGGAGGGCACCAAGCCUUAUACCGUCACUUUUACAAAGGUUGCCUGA
Messenger RNA from Beauveria bassiana ARSEF 2860, 1623 nucleotides. Its product is annotated as penicillin-binding protein. Lineage: Eukaryota; Fungi; Ascomycota; Sordariomycetes; Hypocreales; Cordycipitaceae. The transcript has 3 exons. The record is from RefSeq and is a predicted model, not a curated record. Bases 1 to 1623 code for a protein of 540 amino acids.